AUUAUUGUCCUAUAAAAAAUGAAAAAAUCUUUUAAAUAAGAUGAUCAAAUUUUGGCAUAUACUAUCGAAAUUGCUCAAGUUUUACGGUUGAAAGUCUCAAUCCCUUUAUCCCUAUCAUGACACCAGCUUGAGGGUUAUUUUAAGCCAUAAUCAAUUGUAGUAGACUAGUAGUAAUUUCGAAUCAUUUUUAUCGAAGAAUUUGAAUAUGUGAAAUUCACCCAUUUUAUGUUGGAGCUCCAUUAAUGGUAAGAAUAAUGGACUAAAUUUUUUUACCAAGGAAAAAAUUAAAUAAUUUCUAAAACUAGUACAAGUUCAAAUUUGAACAUUUUCCCAAAACGCGGAGCAUGAAAUAACGUAUUUGCAUGAAAAUUCUUCUUAGAGAAAAACUUCCCCUCGUAGCUUUCCUUCAUUUUCGGGCAGAACGUUUCUUCCGUUUACCAAAUUAUGAUCAAUCCACUUGUCUCUUUCCUCUCGAUCUCUCUCUCUCUCUCUGGUCACGCUCGAGAGAGAAAGAAAAAAAAAUUAAAUUUUCUUUUCUUGCUACAUUUUUCUUCAAGAGUAAUGUAAGGAAAAUUGAGAAUUCCUUACUUUUCUCUUCCUUCUCAAGAUUCAAAAUCAACGGAUACACAUCACAUCAAUUUGAGAUGUGGGUUUGUGUGAAUGUUGCAUAAAUGGGGAAGAAAAUGGAUCGAAGGAGAAAUGGGUGUUUGAUAUUUUCGUUGUUGGUUUUGGUAGUAGCUGUGAAGGGUGAAAAUUUGGUGUUCAAUGUGAAGCAUAAAUAUGGUGGGCGUAAUAAAGGGUCGAUUUUGAAUGAUCUUAAAGCGCAUGAUAGCCGCCGUCACGGCAGAAUGCUCACCUCCGUUGAAUUCAAAUUGGGUGGCAAUGGCUCUCCCACUGAUGCCGCGCUCUAUUACACUAAGUUAUCAAUUGGAACGCCUUCGAAGGAAUAUCAUGUCCAGGUUGAUACUGGCAGUGACAUUUUAUGGGUGAACUGUGCUGGCUGUGAGGGAUGUCCUACAAAAAGCGAUCUCGGGAUAGACUUGGCGUCAUAUGACUUGAAGGCCUCUACAACUGCAAAAUCUGUUUCUUGUGACGAAGAGUUUUGCAUGCUUAAUACUCCCUACUCGGAUUGCAAGGUGGGAAUGCCAUGUGAUUAUCAGGUUAGUUAUGGAGAUGGAAGCUCAACCUCAGGAUUCUUUGUAAAGGAUGAUAUUCGGUUUGAUCAAGUGUCAGGAGACCUAAAAACAACAUCUAUGAACGGGUCUAUAGCAUUUGGGUGCUCGUCUAGACAAGAACUAAGUAAUCCUAGUCAAGCAGUUGAUGGAAUACUUGGUUUUGGACAAGCAAGUUCAUCAGUUAUUUCGCAGCUAGCUGCAGCCGGGAAGGUGAAGAAAAUAUUUGCACAUUGCCUAGAUGGAAAGAAUGGAGGUGGCAUAUUUACCAUUGGACAAGUAGUUCAGCCAAAAGUAAAUUCAACUCCACUAGUCCCCGAUUUGCCACAUUAUAAUGUUGUUAUGAAAGGAAUUGAGGUUGGUGGUGAAGUUCUAGACAUUCCCACAACCAUCUUCAACACGAAAUCCAGUAUGACAAUAAUUGACAGUGGCACAACCUUAGCAUAUCUUCCGAACAUGGUCUACAGUGCUCUCAUCUACAAGUUGAUGGAACGGCAACCACAGUUGAAUAUUCGUCUUGUUGAGGAGAGUUUCCACUGCUUUGACUACACCGGGAAGAUUGAUGAUGGAUUCCCAGUUGUAACAUUCCGCUUUGCAGAUUCGCUUUCUUUGACAGUUUAUCCCCACGAUUAUCUUUUCCAAGUCACAGAGAGUCGAUGGUGUAUUGGUUGGCAAGACAGUGGAGGAAUGCAGGCAAAGGAUGGAAUGACAAUAACUCUGUUAGGAGAUCUUGUGUUAUCAAACAAGCUAGUUCUGUAUGAUAUCGAAAACCAGACCAUUGGUUGGAUCGAGUACGACUGCUCUUCAACCAUCCAACUCAAAUAUGAAAGCUCUGGAAGUGCUGGAAGCGCGUAUACUGUGGCUUCUCACGAUAUUUCAUCAUCUUCUAUUGUGGAUUCAAGGAAGGGUUUUACAUUCUUUUUUUUAAUCAUUUCCAUCCUGUAUAAUUUGUUGAAGUGAUAUCAUAAACAGCUGUACAGGUGGUCAUUUUUGUACCAUAAUAUUCAGAAAUUUGAAGGUUUCGACAUGUUUCAUUGCAUAUAAUCCUUUUCCUCGGUUACUUCUGAUGAAACAGUCAUUAGCAGUU
Molecule: messenger RNA, 2259 nt
Organism: Nicotiana tabacum (common tobacco)
Lineage: Eukaryota; Viridiplantae; Streptophyta; Magnoliopsida; Solanales; Solanaceae
Product: aspartic proteinase 36-like
Biological process (GO): proteolysis
Molecular function (GO): aspartic-type endopeptidase activity
Source: RefSeq, a predicted model, not a curated record